This is a messenger RNA of Hevea brasiliensis (rubber tree), 1211 nucleotides long. Its product is annotated as phospholipid hydroperoxide glutathione peroxidase 1, chloroplastic. Gene Ontology annotation, biological process: response to oxidative stress. The record is from RefSeq and is a predicted model, not a curated record. Gene Ontology annotation, molecular function: glutathione peroxidase activity. The transcript is spliced from 6 exons. Bases 165 to 881 code for a protein of 238 amino acids. Lineage: Eukaryota; Viridiplantae; Streptophyta; Magnoliopsida; Malpighiales; Euphorbiaceae.
CGACAAAAGAAGACUACGUGGAGCAUUAUCUUCCACUGCAGAAAUCUCAUUUUUGUCAAAUUUCCGAUUUUUCAAUGUUCAUUUAGCUUCUUCAAUUCAAAGCUCUUUAACUCCCAAAAAUCAAAAUCCACCAGAGAGUUCAGAAGAGAAAAAGCGAGACUCACAUGGCUUCUGUGCCUUUCUCUUCGCCUUUACGGAGUCUAACCCUGUUCAAAACUAAUCCAAACUCUUAUUCCUCGGGGCCUUCAAUGGCUUUCUUUGUUCCUUCUGCCAAGUCCUCACUUGGGUCCUCUACAUGUGCUUUUCUGCAACAUGGAUUCUCUCUGCAAUCGCUAAAAUUCCCUGGUGUUCUCUCAAAAACUCGUUCUUUUGGUGUUUACGCGAGAGCUGCCACUGAGAAAACUAUACACGACUACUCUGUGAAGGACAUUGAUGGGAAGGAGGUUUCUCUUAACAAAUUUAAGGGGAAAAUUCUAUUGAUUGUCAAUGUUGCUUCAAAAUGUGGUUUAACAUCAUCAAAUUACACGGAACUCUCACACCUGUAUGAGAAGUACAAGACUCAAGGAUUUGAAAUUCUAGCUUUCCCUUGUAAUCAAUUUGGAGGACAAGAGCCUGGGUCAAAUCCUGAGAUCAAACAAUUUGCUUGUACCAGGUUCAAAGCAGAAUUCCCAAUAUUUGAUAAGGUGGAUGUAAAUGGACCAAAUACAGCUCCAGUUUAUAAAUUCCUGAAGUCGAGUGCUGGAGGAUUUUUAGGUGAUGUGAUCAAGUGGAAUUUUGAGAAGUUCCUGGUGGACAAGAAUGGUAAGGUUGUGGAGAGAUAUCCACCAACAACAUCACCUUUCCAAAUCGAGAAGGACAUUCAGAAGCUGCUUGCAGCAUAAAUGCUGUUGAGCCUCAGUUAUAUCACCUGACCGGAGAAAAUUAAAUCAGCAUGUGUAAAUUUCUGCAGCAGGCAAUCACAGAUAUACAAGUGUCUUUCUAUAAUGGAGUUCUGACAUAAUUUUUUCCUAAAAUAAUGGAUAAAUUUGAUACAAAUAUUUGCGCUUUUAUUAUUUGUUCAUCUUGCUGUCAUAUUUUCUUCUUCUGGAGGCUCUACAAGCUCUGCCUGGAAUAGUUUUUUCUUCACAUCUUAGCCUUCAUUUGUAAAUGAACCUUUACAAACUAGUUCAGUGAAAAGUUGUCUAAUGCUAUGAACAAUAGGGUGCAGCUAA